Molecule: messenger RNA, 660 nt
Organism: Salvia splendens (bonfire salvia)
Lineage: Eukaryota; Viridiplantae; Streptophyta; Magnoliopsida; Lamiales; Lamiaceae
Product: transcription repressor OFP8
Exons: 1
Coding region: 1-660 (219 amino acids)
Biological process (GO): negative regulation of DNA-templated transcription
Source: RefSeq, a predicted model, not a curated record
AUGGCCAAAUCCAAAACUCUUAAACUCCACUUCUCUCUCCUCACCUCCUCUCUCCAACUCUGUCGCCCCAAAAACCCUUUAUCAAUGAUCAAAGUCCCCAAUCCCCCUCAUACACCUCCAUACAUCCUCUCCCCUCUCAACUCCAAAACAUUCGACAUCUCCUUCCCUGCCACUCCCAUCCCUCCACCAUCCAGCUCCGAUGAUGACGAGCUGGACUGGUGGGUCCCAUCUUCAAGAAACGACAAGACGAAGAAACACAAAAACACAAAGCAACACGAGCCAAAAUCUUUCUCUUCUCAGAGUGGCCACGAGGAGGAGCGGGGGAAGCUGCAUAAGCCACCAAGAAGAAGAUUCAAGCGUUACGGGUCGAAAGAGUGGAAGGAGGGAGAGGAGUGUAGUGAGAGGAAGCCGAUGUUGGGGAGGCCCGCGGAGCAAUGCAUGGUGUCGGAUCAUGGGCGGAGCUUCACGGUGGUGGUGAAGAAGUCGGUGGAUCCGUACGAGGAUUUCAAGAAAUCAAUGUCGGAGAUGAUGGUGGCGGAGAAGAUCCUUGAGCCAAGAGAGAUGGAGCAGCUGUUGAUGAGCUUCCUCUCACUCAACUCAAGAAUACAUCACAAAGUUAUCAUACAGGCUUUCACACAGAUUUUCAAGGAAAUGCUCUAA